CAGAGUUGUUAGUCACAGAGCAACAUUGGUUAACAAAGCUUCCCUUCAGUGUCUCUGUGUGUAUUUCUGAUGACUGCAAAAGGCUAGACCUUCGCGUUUUUUUUGUUGUUGUGGUGGUGGCUGUAACUGUAGCUUGCUCUAUCUAUGCAUGCUGGACAGUGUCCAGGCAAAGAGCCUCUCUGCCCUGCCCUCAGGCCUCUCCAGCUUGUGGAUCUCCGUGCGGAGGAACACCUCUUUGGUGGCUGUGACAGGGAGAAUUAGGCAAGAGAUGCGGGUUCACUUGCCCUGCGUAGGGGCUUAUCUUGGGCUAAGCUGAGGGACUAAUAGCAAAGCCAGCCUCCGCUCCAGCCAGUCUGAGGGCACAGGGAGCCAUCUGUCCACUCCGUGGAUAACUAACAAAGGGGGCAAACAUUGAAGACGGACCACAAAGUAAAAGGCUGUUCAUUUUGGAGAUAUCAGAAAUAAAGAAGAGGAGCAAGUAUUCUCUUUAUAAGAGUGUUUGCUUUAAAGCUUGGAGAACAGAGAGGAUGUCAGACAAGGAAGAAAUGGCUUCAGAUGGGAGCCUGAAUGUUACACUGACGCUGAGACUGCUAAUGCAUGGAAAGGAAGUUGGCAGCAUAAUUGGGAAGAAAGGAGAAACGGUAAAGAAAAUGAGGGAGGAGAGUGGCGCUCGCAUCAACAUAUCAGAGGGAUCGUCUCCUGAGAGAAUAGUCACCAUCACAGGACCUACAGAGGGCAUCUUCAGAGCUUUCUCCAUGAUCGCACAGAAGUUUGAAGAGGACAUUACUGCAGCAAUGACAAACAGCAACGUGACAAGCAAACCACCUGUGACACUUCGUCUGGUUUUCCCAGGGAGCCAAUGUGGCUCACUGAUUGGCAAAGGAGGCUCAAAGAUCAAAGAGAUCAGAGAAACCACAGGCGCUCAGGUUCAGGUGGCAGGAGACAUGCUGCCGGACUCUACAGAGAGGGCUGUCACAAUCUCCGGCACUCCACAGGCCAUCACUCAGUGUGUAAGACACAUCUGUUCUGUCAUGCUGGAGUCUCCACCAAAAGGAGCGACUAUUCCCUACCGUCCCAAGGCUAUACCUGCAGGAGCCCAUGCAGUAUUAGCACCGCAGCACUCUGCACAGGCAUUUGCAAUUCCAGGGCAGUAUGCUUUUGCGCAUCAAGAUUUGACCAAGCUUCACCAGUUGGCUAUGCAGCAUAUCCCCCUCCCUUCCCUUGGGCAGAGCAACCCUACCUUCCCUGGAUUGGAUGCAUCUGCCCCCACAAGUUCACAAGAGCUGGCAAUACCUAAUGAUUUUAUUGGCUGCAUAAUUGGAAGACAAGGCAGUAAGAUCAAUGAGAUUCGUCAGGUCUCUGGAGCUCACAUCAAAAUUGCCAGUGCCACUGAUGGCUCAGCCAUGCGCCAAGUCACGAUCACAGGCUCACCAGCCAGCAUCAGCGUGGCCCAGUACCUCAUCAACGCCAGCUUAGAGAUGGCUAAAUACACCAUGCAGGCUGCUUCCUCAGCGACCCCAGUUGACUUCAACAUGAGCUUCUCUCAGUCCGCUCCCACUGCCUCCACUGCUGCUACCUCUAUGGCCGUCCUGGCGGCCACCACCCCAGCCCCAACCACCAUUAACGUCCACUCUCCUUCCACCUUACCAACCAUCCAAAACCCACACUAUGCCGUCCCCGUUUCCAGUCUUCUUGGCAUGAAAACUCUCCCUGUCCUGGCUGUCCACCCAGCAGCCGCCUCCAGCCUAACACAGGGUUUAUCCCCUUACACCGCAAAAAUGUCAACCUCCGGCGUCAAAAAAUCAGAUAGGCAGAAGUUUGCUCCGUAUUGAUGUCUGCUUUUUAAAGCGUAGCCAGUGUAAAUGACUGGUAAGACAUUAUUGAAAUAUGUCAAUUUAACAUUAAGGGUAUAGCUUACACCAACGUGUGUAAGUUUUGCCAGUGUAGCACUUGUUUUCCAUAAAUCAGGAGGAUAUUAAAAACAUGCUGAAAGGAUGGUGGUAUCAAAGCAAACAUGUCCUCAUUAAUUAAACAGGCAGCGGAGGUGAAUAUUAACUCAGCGCAUUAUCUCACGGACAUGCAUAACAAUUAAUGUGGGUAACUCAGGCUUGUAUUAGUAUCCUAGAAAAAGAUAUUUUUUCAAAUGGAUUCAUGUCACAGAGCUUUAUAUGAAGACUUACACCAUGAGAUGUGUUUUCCAUGAUGCAAAUAUUGACUUAGUUUUCUAUCUGUGUAACUAGUUUACAAUCAGUUUUUGUUAGAGAAUGCAAACUAGUAUCUCAAGACGUGGUGCUUUGUUGGCAGCAGGCUGUUAAAUUGUUUGUCUUGUACAUUAGAAGUCAGUAUGUAAAGUAUUUUUGCUCCACUCUUCUGUCAUAUUUCCCCCCUUUUCCUUCACUAUAGGCUCUCAUCAGUGCUAACAGGCUUGGGUGUCCUGUAGUAGCGCUGCACUGUUGCAGUUCUGAUGGGAUUAUCCUAAAGCCACAUUGGAUUCUAGUGGAUUUCACUCUACACAGUAAUCCUGUAGAGCGGGACCGGCCUAACUAACUCAUUUAUUGUUUCUGUACACUGGCGUGUUUCUUGUUUAUUCUCCAACCUAAAUGAGUGGAGUGCUUCAACUUUCAGCAUCUGAAAUGGACGCUGAGCAAUUAUUGUACUGAAUGAUUUAUUCAUGUGUUUCUGGUGAGGACCCCCCACCCCCCACCCCCCCUAAACAAGGCAGAUUUGUUAUAUUUGCUGAUGAAAUGACUUUGAAAUAAAUGGGA
This is a messenger RNA of Seriola aureovittata, 2765 nucleotides long. RefSeq lists its product as uncharacterized. Gene Ontology annotation, molecular function: mRNA binding. The transcript is spliced from 13 exons. Gene Ontology annotation, biological process: negative regulation of mRNA splicing, via spliceosome. Bases 528 to 1832 code for a protein of 434 amino acids. NCBI's taxonomy places the organism in Eukaryota, Metazoa, Chordata, Actinopteri, Carangiformes, Carangidae. The record is from RefSeq and is a predicted model, not a curated record. Gene Ontology annotation, cellular component: nucleus; cytoplasm.